Messenger RNA from Thrips palmi, 2117 nucleotides. RefSeq names its product homogentisate 1,2-dioxygenase (gene hgo). Gene Ontology annotation, cellular component: cytoplasm. Gene Ontology annotation, molecular function: homogentisate 1,2-dioxygenase activity. NCBI's taxonomy places the organism in Eukaryota, Metazoa, Arthropoda, Insecta, Thysanoptera, Thripidae. The record is from RefSeq and is a predicted model, not a curated record. Gene Ontology annotation, biological process: L-phenylalanine catabolic process. The transcript has 10 exons. The coding region runs from base 113 to 1444 and encodes 443 amino acids.
GCGAGUGUCUCGGGGACACUGUCUCCACGGCGAUGGGAUUCCAGUAGUGGCCGCGUCGCCGUCGGGAGAAGCAGGAGCCGCGCCCACCGAGCCAGACGCAACGACGAGCACCAUGCCCGGAGGACACGAAGAGCUGCGGUACCUUAGCGGCUUCGGCAACGAGUUCAGCUCGGAGGACCCCCGCUGCCCCGGGUCGCUGCCGGUCGGACAGAACAGCCCCCAGAAAUGCCCCUACGGGCUGUACGCCGAGCAGCUGUCCGGGACGGCCUUCACAGCUCCCCGGCAGGAGAACCGCCGCAGUUGGCUGUACCGCAUCCGCCCCUCGGCCAUCCACGACCCCUUCAGCCCCGUCAAGGCCGGCCAGUGCCAGCACUUCGCCGCCGUGGACUGGAACGCGCAGCCGCCCAACCCCAACCAGAUGCGCUGGCUGCCGUUCGACGUCCCCGCCGCGGCCACGGACUGGGUGCAGGGCCUCCGCACCGUGUGUGGCGCGGGCGACGCGCGCACCCGCCACGGCCUGGCCGUGCACGUGUACGUCUGCAACGCGAACAUGGUGGACAAGUGCUUCUACAACGCGGACGGAGACCUUCUAAUCGUCCCGCAGCAGGGCACUCUCCGCAUCGUCACGGAGUUCGGCCGCCUGGUGGUGGCGCCUAACGAGAUAUGCGUGAUCCAGCAAGGCAUGCGCUUCUCCGUGGCAGUCGGCGGCCCGUCCCGCGGCUACGUGCUGGAGGUGUUCGACAACCACUUCCAGCUGCCCGACCUGGGGCCGAUAGGCGCCAAUGGCCUCGCCAACCCCCGCGACUUCCUCACGCCGACGGCCUGGUUCGAGGACCGCGAGGUGCAGGGCUACACGGUAGCGUCCAAGUACCAGGGCCACGUGUUCGAGGCCAAGCAAGGCCACAGCCCGUUCGACGUGGUCGCCUGGCACGGCAACUACGUCCCCUUCAAGUACGAUCUGGCCAAGUUCAUGGUCAUCAACGCAGUCGCCUUCGAUCAUGCCGACCCGUCGAUCUUCACCGUGCUCACCUGCCCGUCUCACCGGCCGGGCACCGCCAUCGCGGACUUCGUCAUCUUCCCGCCGCGCUGGUCCGUGCAGGAGCACACCUUCCGGCCGCCCUACUACCACCGGAACUGCAUGAGCGAGUUCAUGGGGCUGAUCCUGGGCCGCUACGAGGCCAAGGAGGAAGGCUUCAUGCCGGGCGGCGCCACGCUGCACUCCAUGAUGACGCCGCACGGCCCGGACGCGCAGUGUUUCCAGGCCAACACGGAGGCCGCCCUCAAGCCGGAGCGGGUGGCAGAAGGCACGCAGGCGUUCAUGUUCGAGUCGUCGCUGAGUCUCGCCGUCACCAAGUGGGGCGAGGAGACGUGCCAGAAGCUCGACGCCAACUACUACAAGUGCUGGAAGUCCCUUCGCAAGCACUUCGACCCGACAAAGCCUUGAAGAACAAAAAUUGCUAGUUUGGUGUGUCCGUGGGGUGACGAGGCGUGCAUGUAAAACCCGUGGGAUAGAUCAACACAGUUCGUUUUAAAUUGAAACAGAAAAUUUAAUAAUAUAAUGAGUAACAAGAUGUGUAUACAACUGCAGAACAAAAAUUCCAAAAACAUAAAAAAAUAAGUUGGUGACCAGACCAGGGAAACUGAGGUUUAAUUGCCUCGAGGUGAAGCUAUGUUCGUGAAGACCAUGAUGAAAUAAGGGGUUGGCAUCCGUCGAUAGUGGAACCAAUGUUCCGUGGGGGGAAAAGGCAAUGGAAAAUAGGUUUAUUUCAUCUACGGCAUUUUUAUCUUGCGAGCACAGCGUGCUUCUGACUAGAACGAAGUUUAAUAGAAGUGGAAACAUUCUUUGUAUUCUAACCUUAAUACGGUUCAUGAUUCUGAACUUACGGAAUGCCAACACCUGGAUAAAAAUAUUUUUUUAAAAAAAGCUACUCUUGGCCAAAAACAACGAUGCGAAGUACCUCCGCACCAAAUAUAAUAAUAUAAUUCUCAAAAUUAAAGUGAGAACAUAAGAUAAAAUAAAUGAUCAAUCCAGACAUCCAGACACCGAUAACAUCAAGAAUUUUAAAAUUAUAAACACAUCUAAACCAGAUCACUGAAUAAAAAGUACUCACUCCGUA